Molecule: messenger RNA, 3206 nt
Organism: Schistosoma haematobium
Lineage: Eukaryota; Metazoa; Platyhelminthes; Trematoda; Strigeidida; Schistosomatidae
Product: Translocating chain-associated membrane protein 2
Exons: 11
Coding region: 282-1433 (383 amino acids)
Biological process (GO): protein insertion into ER membrane; SRP-dependent cotranslational protein targeting to membrane, translocation; ceramide biosynthetic process
Cellular component (GO): endoplasmic reticulum membrane
Molecular function (GO): sphingosine N-acyltransferase activity
Source: RefSeq, a predicted model, not a curated record
GGUUCUUGUCACGAAAUACUGAAUGUCAGAUAAUUGAACAUAUUCUUUGGAUACGGAUACAUCCGGUCUCUUUUAGGUUACUACUUAGGGUAAUAAAUGAUUCAUCACUAUUGGACACAGAGGCCUACGAAGGGGGAAGGCUUUUCGAUUUUAUCCAUAACAGUUUGAAACUACUAGUUAUUGGAGGUUGAACUGCUUUAAACAAUGGAUUUUUAGCCACAUCUUAAGGUCUUCGUGUUACUGCGCUGACAUCAAUUUCUCAUCUACGUUGCAGUAAAGUGAUGAACAGCAGGUUCGGGCGCAAAAAGACUAAAAAUCCCCCCUACUUUUCUCAUGAAUUCAUUAUUACAAAUCAUGGGGACAUUGUCAGUGUUUUGGCGAUGCUAAUCAUCGUUGGUUUGCUGCACAAGGGAACCCAUGUUUUAUCUUCAUCUUUCAUAUUCAUCCAGUACAACAACACCGACGAAAACCAAGAAAAUGCCUUAUUAUACAGCCCAGGAGGAAAAGAUUUAUGCGUAAUAUUUUUUUACACUCUUAUAUGUAUCGUGUCACAUGCUGUACUUCAAGAGUAUCUCUUUGACAAAGUGACUCGAAAGUUAAGUUUGACAAAGGUUCGGCUAGCUAAAUUCAACGAAUCUGCCCACCUUGCAUGCUUUUAUGCUUUGUCCACAGUUUGGGCCGCUUACAGUAUUAUUAACGAAGGUUUUAUAGAAAAUUUGAGUAGUUUGUGGGAUAAUUAUCCACAGAGAUGGUUGCCAUUCUGGAUCAAAUUGUUUUUCAUCACUCAAAUUUGCUACUGGCUUCAUGACUAUCCAGAGCUUUAUUUUCAGCGUGUAAAAAAAGAACUCAUACCUGCACGACUGUUUCAUGCAACAAUGUAUCUUCUCGGCAUAUCUUUGGCUUAUGUUGGAGGAUUAACUAAAUUAUGUAUGGUAGUUCUUGUUCUUCACUACGGUACUGAUUUCUUCUUGCAUGUUUCUCGGGCAUUGCACCUUGCGGAGUAUAAGUUUGCAUCCAUUGGUUUCACAAUAUGGAAUUUGACUUUUAUACCAGUGCGGAUGGCAUGCGUAAUCCUUGGUUUUCUCACUUUGCAUCAUGGCUUAGGAAAAUAUUCUGUUACGUUGGUGAGAAUCGCCGAUGGGAAUUUCAAUACUCCAUCCAUAAGAAUUGCUGCAAUGCUAUUUUUCUUCACUACACAAGCUUUAAUGGUAUGGAAUUUCAUAACCUUCCAUCAACGGCAUCGUAGAGACAAGCAACAAUCACAUACUUCUAAGAGUUGGUUCUUUACUAGUCAAGAUUCUGGACAGCGGAAAAAGGAGAAGAGAAAAGUUAAACGGGAAGACGAAGACACUAGCGAUCAAACGGAAACUGAUCAGAAUCCACAACAAAAGGAAUUAAAACGACGAAAGCCGAUCAAAGUGCGUUCACAGUAACCUACAAAGCUACGUGUAUGAUCUUCUUUCUACUUUCAUUGAAAGUUUUCUAAGUUGUUUCCGCUAAUUUUAUCUACUUGUUUUCCUCUUGUAAAUCUAGACUACUUUCAUAUUAAGAAUAAAAGUCCUUUUUCUUGUUUAACUGAACAAUAGGAAUGCUUAUUUUUAAUGUCAAGUUGUUACCACAAAUUAAAAUAUUUUACAGUUUAAUUGACGAUUUUGUUUUUCAACAUCUCUGUUGCUUUACUCUAGCCAAUUUUCCUUUUCUUUUUUUUGAGAAGCUUUGUAUGUGCUAGUAAAUUAAUCCAACAAUUGUAUAAUAUUUAUAGUUCGAGUAUACGUUACACUUUUGGUAUUUAUUCUUUCUUGUAAUACAGGCCAUGAUUAGUAUGAUAGGGGACUAAAACUGAAUCACAAGAAGUGAGAUGAUAUCAACUUGGCGAUGGUAAAAUUAUUUAGGCAAUAAACGAGUAAACAUAGUCGAAUGUAGGCUAAGUUAAAACAUAACCAUAAUAAACUUCUCUCAGUUAAAUGGGAUAUUCAACUGUUCAAAAUAAGAUCAUAAAUAACUCCCUUACUAAAUCAUCCAACAACACAUGAAGCUAUUGUUUUACGCAAUAUACGAGACCCCAUCAAUGGAUUCUAAUUCGUAAGGCUGUUUUUCUAACUGACCGCCUCUCCUACCUAGUCCCAGCGUUGGUAAAAGUAAUGCACAAGUGUACGAUGCUUAAACGUUGCUAGGGCUCAAUAUUGUUAACACAGUAUUGGCGACAGGUGUGAAUUAUCCACCGUAGCGACUGCAGGUACAGACUAUUGAUAAUGUAGUGUCGGUUACUAUGUUAAACCCAUGUAACUUACUGUAGCUCCUGGACAGGCCAAUUUAUCCACUCUUCUUGAGUCACGUUUUGACCUUGUUAAUUAUUCACUUAUCAACUCUGACUUUCUAUAUGAGCGUAUGUGUGUGUACACUUCUUAUCCUAUUCAUCAUAUGUCUCUAGCUUACUUUUGUGUGACUAUAAGUAUUGGUUAAUGCUUGGCUAAGUGAAGUUGGCUCACAGGCCUUCCCCACCGUGCGUUAUUUCGCUUCGCUUCUCCGAUUUUUUGUCUGGAUCAACGAUUAUAUGAAAUAUAAUUACUCGGAAUUCAUUCUCAUAUUUGAUCAAUGCGAUUUAAGUCGAUAAUUACAUACAAGGAUAGCCUACAUGUGUAUUUCGAUAGCAAUCAGUCAUACAAUGUUACUGGAGUCAGAUAAAGGUCCACAAAAGUGGUGAGCCUAUCGACAACAUCGUUCGAUCUAAUUGACGUCUAAAUGUAUGAUCCCACUAAAAUAAGGCAAAGUAGAAGCCAUAUUUACGGAUGUUUCACGCUAACUUAUUGAGUUUCGUUUAAGUAGACUAAAUCACAUAACAAGACCUUUACGUACUUGAGAGCUAAGCAUUCGGAAACAUAAUUACAACUCAAGUGAAAUCCCACACUGGGUUUGUUGCAAUAGCAUCAGACAAAAAGUUGGAAAAAACGGCGACAUAGGGUUACCCCGUCUUAUUUCACUGUUGUUCUCGAUGAUCGCAGAGAUAUGACUGUAACUUUGUGAUCUUCCUAAUGUAUCUUUGCACAAGGCCUAUAAUAUUUGAGUAAAUAUUUCCAGAGUACAGUGCUAACUAAUGAAUUGACGGUUUAUCCUUUAUCGAAACUUCAUAAACGGCUUUUUUAAUGCAUAUGGGAUAGAUGGCCAGGAACCGAACGAUAAUUAUUCCACAAUUUAGAGAAAUUCAC